This is a messenger RNA of Exaiptasia diaphana, 5541 nucleotides long. RefSeq names its product von Willebrand factor A domain-containing protein 5B1. The transcript is spliced from 8 exons. The record is from RefSeq and is a predicted model, not a curated record. NCBI's taxonomy places the organism in Eukaryota, Metazoa, Cnidaria, Anthozoa, Actiniaria, Aiptasiidae. Bases 401 to 3937 code for a protein of 1178 amino acids.
UAAAAACCAUAUGUCUUGCGAUGGCGCCUCUGAUUGGCUCAUUUGGCUUUCACGUGACUUCAGCUUUGUGAAAUAAGUGGCGUUUGAAUUGAGAUACUUGCGGUGACGAAUUUUUGAAUAAAUUUAAAUSUAUUUUUCUUUAAAUGACUCUGGCGUAAUUGCAAGGCAGUUAAAAGCGGAUAUGUGCUCGGUGAUGUGAUAUUCGCGAAACGUUGAAAAAUUUCUUCACAAGGCAAAUAACUCGAAUUUUCUCGGCCGUUUUCUUCAGAGGAAUUUAUCUACUUGCUACAAAACUGUUUCAAAAUCUCACAUUCAAGAGUUGAGAAGAACUUCCGUUGCGAAUAUUUGAGUUUAGAUUUUUGAAGUUGAAUUUAAUCAUAUUUAUCGUCAUUUUAUAAGAAUGGCAGGACUUGUUAAUCGUCAUACGAGCCAUACUCUACCACUAAAGGCAUCUAGUGUAUUUGCUGAAGUAAAUGGUUUUGCAGCACGGCUCCUAGCAACACUGACUUACUACAACGAUUGUGAAUAUGAUAUCGAAGGACUCUUCGUUUUUCCWCAAGAUGAAAGAACAACGAUUGUAGAAUUCGAGGCAACGAUAGAAGAGCGACACGUUUCGACUGAAAUUCGCGAGAAGAGUUCAAUUGCUACAUCAAAAAGCGCCUAUGCUAUCGAGGAGAGGGAAGACGAGCUGUUUUCCUUGAGUGUAGGUAGAAUUCCUCCACUCGCCUCGGUGUUUGUCCAGGUGGGAUUGAUUACAGAAUUGGUCUCUGAUCAAAAAAGUGGUGGUUCACUGUUCGUUCUACCGUCAGUGUUUACUCCAAGAUUGUACGACGAGAAUGAAAACGAAACUCAAAAUAACUCUUUAUACGGCUCGCAAAUACUGAUAAGUGACUUGCCACGAAAAACACAUGAGCUGUAUAGCUUUGAUCUUCAACUCGAAGUUGUUGCGCCAUGCUUGCUCGCCGGAUGUUCAUCGAGAACACACGCUAUCCAAGUAGACGCAGAYUCCAGAGCUGUAAAUGCUUCUCGUAUUCAUAUAACUAUAGCAGAGCCUCAUACRUACGACAGGGAACUCGAAGUAUUGUUGCAUCUGUCGCAUCCAUUCGAUCCUUAUGUCUUGAUCGAGGAAGGGAAAAAAAUUCUCAUCCCUUCCGAGGAGAAUGAAAGUCGUCCAAGAAAYAUACCUCUUCAUGAAGAGAUGUUAGAAAAUAUCACUGAACAGCCAGCCAUUAUGGUAAACUUUUCUCCACAGCUGAAAGACUGUAAAAAUCCAUGCUCUGAAUUCAUUUUCCUUGUCGAUCGUAGCGGGAGCAUGAGUGGAAAGCAUAUUUUCCAAGUCAGAGAAACACUGCURUUAUUCCUUAAAAGUUUACCUUCAAAUUGUUUCUUUAAUAUUGUGGGUUUUGGGUCAUAUUAUAGAUGUCUUUUUCAAGAAAGCAAGGAAUAUAAUGAUGAAAAUCUGAACAAAGCGAUGAAUUAUGUGCACAAGAUGAGAGCAGACCUCGGCGGAACGAAUUUAAUUCUACCGUUAGAGUUCGUCUUUGAUCAGCCAUGCAAACGAGGGAGACCAAGGAUUAUUUUCCUKUUAACCGAUGGUGGAGUUUCUAACACUUUAGACGUUGUGGAUUUAGUACGAAAACAUUCCCACACAUGCCGGUUUUUCACGUUUGGUAUUGGCCCUGAGGCAUGUCCACAUCUUGUUCAAGGAGUAGCUGGACCAAGCGAAGGAAGGUCAUGGUUCAUCACUGAAGAUGAGAGACUUCCCCCCAAGGUCAUGGAAGCUUUAGAUGGAACACUUAAGCYAGCAAUUACAGAUAUAGAGGUCAGCUGGCAUCUCCCUGAAGGAUAUGACGUCAUCCCGUCUCCYAGCAAAGUUCAUUUCAUUUUYGACGGGGAAAGAGUGGUGCUUUAUGGGAUAUUGUCCCGACCUGCUGACGUCGAAAAAGAAUCCCAAAGGACCCCACAACGGAAGCGCAUGGACACCUUGAUGAGAUCUUUCUCSAACAACUCAGUAAAGGUGUUUUGGUUUGAUGACGACAUGGAAUACCUUCCCGAAGAGCAACUUCUUCUUGAGCUCGACGAGAAAGAAAGCAUGGAAAGCGAGGGAAGUGUAUUUGAAGAUGUCAAUGAGCAUGAAAUACGUACACAGGAAGAGGACAGGGCUGCUGGAAAAGUCGAUCAGGAUUUUCAUGUAUCGGAGGCAAGAAAUUUAAGGAUCAAGACAACAUCAAAAGACGACGACAAACGCGAAAUCGCAGAAAAAGAAAUUCGAAAGCGUGCUAACACAUGGACUGAUGCAACCUAUCUACCGAUUCCUCCYUCGAGCYGCACAUCUGUCGAMAUCGAUGUGGCUCGAGAUAUAGCGUUUGGGAAUUUCUUCAGAUCAUGCGAAAAUUUUGGAAYGGURGAUUGCACAAAAGACGGCAAACCAGUCAGUACGACACCACCGCCACACCUAAAAAGACAUAGGUUUGCUUUAGAAAAAAAAUUGAGUAAGUCCGAUCAGAAUACGAGUACUGYCGGAAAAUCCGAUCUAAAUACGAACACUUCCCGGAAAUUUACGAAGGACGAAAGUUCUUCCCAGCAGACAUCAGAGAGGGAUAGCGGCUUAGGGUUUUCUAUAGAUGACGUAGAGCAUGAUGAAAAUGUUCUUAAACCUGGAACAAAGGCACCACAAAAUUCAACAUCAUCGAGCCCAGAAUUCAGCGUUUUUGAUACUAGUAAGAUCCAUAUCUUUAAAAAUAGUGAGGUACUUGGAACUAUUGGAGUUCCCAAGGAUUUUGCAGCAGUAGGGAUUAAAGGAUAUUUUGGAGAUGAAGAGAUUGAACAGGUGAUUCCAUAUCCCAUAAGCCGUAGUCAAGGCACUACAAAACGACCCACAAUCCACCAGUUACUUGCGCGCUCGAUUAUCCGGGACUUCACGAUAUCGGAGGACAUGACCGAAGARAGCCUGCGCAGAAUAUGUAUGAUCGCAAAGCAAAGUAAGAUACACUGCAGGCUCACAGCGUUUACAAGCGUUGACCAAUAUUGCUAUGAAGAUGAGAUUCUAAGUGCUCUUCAGCUUGCAAGCAAAGAGGAUCCCAUUGCAGAAAAUCAGAGGAAAGUCUUAACUUUGGACCGUAAGGGUGGCUUUACGACCGGUUUGGGUCGACGCCUGCCCACCCCYGAAGGAAGCGACCAGGAAUCGAUWGAAGAGUUCACAGAACACUCGACAAGGGAUGGGGAAGAGCCAACCGAUCUUUAUCGACUAGAUCGCUCWCCAACUAUUGAUAGCUCUGCUGAUAGCAGUCCUGCGAAGAGUGGAGCCAAUUCACCGCGUCAUAAGACCAAUUAUGCUGGUCGUCAAGUGCCUCCUCUAUCGACUCGCUACGUUGUUGGGGAAAAACGCAGCCAAACGCCAAACCUUGUUAGCGUACCGUAUUCAAGACGACUGUCUCCUGUUCUCAUAACUCCACCAAAGGAAUACAUGCCGUACGUSUACUUGGCCAAGCUCCAAUCAAAGAGCGGAUACUGGGAAUUGAAUGAGAAUUUUGCUGAAUGUAUCGGGCUUCCUUUGUAUAACCUACAGCAAGCKUCUCCRUUAGCUGAUAGUUCCSUGUGUGAAUCUUUCUCCGAAGAGCUUGAUGAGAUUAUGGAGCGUUAUAGGUGUGAAUAUGGAACCCAGUUAUGGGCCACCGCUUUGGCUCUUGCAUGGCUUUGCCGACAGCACAGUGAAUAUCAAAACGAAUGGUUUCUAAUUGCAAGAAAAGCCGACAGUUGGCUGAGGAAAUCCAAAUACCCAUGUGGCUUCACGAGCGCCGACCUGAAGAAACUYGCCUAUCAAGCACUAGUGCUCAUGCGCAAGAGCCCGAACUGCAAUUCCCCUCUGGAYAAAACGACCGAUGUGGCUGUGCAGACUGUCAUGACCGGUCAGCGGUGGCCUUGUUUGGUCCUCUAGAAAUCAUCAACCGAUUUGCAUAUGAUUUUCUCGGCUUGGGCUCUUUUUUCCCAUUUGUCGUCAUGAUUGAUUUUUUUUUCUAUUAUGAUUAAGUCACGUGACUCUUGAUGGCUUUCUUUGAGGAGGGGUGGGGUUAUAUCUAUUAGUAUUAUUGAGCACAUUAAUCCAUAUACUAUAAAAAACCCUGAUCACAACUGGGCCAACAUCGCCGUCAAGCCUUGAAAGUUUUAUGCUGUCAGAAGCUUUACUUUCUCUUCAGUUAUUCAUUCAGUGCAUAGUUAACUAUGUUCAAUGGAUUCAGGGAAAAGUUUUGUUGGAGGGGAGGGGGGGUAGGGAGAAUUUGGUUUAGGACAUCAAUAUGCUAUUUUAUAAACUAAAUUAAUGCACAAAACUAACUGAACACAAGGCUCAGUGCAAAUACAAGAAUCAUCCGAUUGUUUCCUCGUGCUUCAUCUUCAUUCUCUUGUUAUUCAACCAAUAGUUAAGUGACCACACGAUUUAGUGCGCAUACAGCUUAGUAUACAACCGCUGGAUACGAUGUAACGUAAACAUACAAGAGAACAAACCUUACGUAAACCCGACGUACGUAGUUCAUGUAACGCAACCAGCCUCGUACGUAUUCUCACGGCUUUACUUUUUUUUAUUGUUAUUAUGUUAUUUUAUAUUUUGUUAAACUUUUCUUUGUGUUGUAUUCUGUUUUAUUACAAUUCCAGUUUCUUUCUUGGUUUGAUUUAUUAUUAACCGCGACAUGUUUCUUUCAGAAGCUAAUCCCCAAACAAAGACGAUUUAUGUCCAUAUAACGCAUGCGCAAGCCUGAUGGAAACACGUGACAGGCUUGUCAAUCCUUACUAUAACACAGGAAUCCCAAGCGACAGAAUACAAGUCCGUAACACGUUAGUUUGUGUUUGAUUUUACAUUUUUAUAUUAAUGUGCAAUGUUUUUGAUAAUGCUUUUUGUAAGUUGCGUUUUUUUUAAUUGUGAGAAACUCUUUCGCCAGACUGAUGUUCAACUUUCUGACUUACAGGGGAGGGGUGUGGUAAAAUAAGUUAUAAAUAUGCAUGUACAGAAAUUAAAGAAACGUUGUCACUUUCAAAAUAUGCUUAUUGAAAUAAUAAUUCUUUCUAUGCGGUUUUAUCCGUUAACACAAAUCCAGAUUCAAGUAUACACAAUACAUGCUCGGCUUGUUUAUCGAAUUAUGGAGAAAAAUCGAAUCCGCAAAGAAAAGAACUUUUUUUAUUGCCUACUAUGCAGCGACGGCAUUUUGUACAACAUUUUGUUAAAGAAACUUCAAACGUGUUCUCAAAAACUUCGCCAUGUUUGAUUUUUAACCAACCAGAAACCAACUCUCAACAAUUAGCGAUUCUAAAAGCAAAGAUUGCAAAGAAUCUCGGAUACGUGUAGGUCUUUUAAGAGAAUAUAUAUUUAACAUGAUUAUGUCGCUGCACAUAGUUGGCCUUUUUUUCUUUAAAGAUUAGGUAAUAAUCRUUCUCUACUGAUAAUGCCUAGUUGGUUUUAGUGGUAUUAUUGUAAAUAUAUUGUAAACAAACUUAUUAUAAAAUACUUGGAUGGUCAUCAAGCGAUAAUAAAUUGAAUUGAAAUGAAAA